AUGGCAGUCGGUGCCUUGAAAAGGCCUGAGGCAGAAGCCUACACUCGCAAGACGUUCCGUACUCAGCGCAAUCAAGUUGCUCCAUACGUUGGCUAUAACUACACAACAGGCAACAAGACGAUCAACCAAUAUGAAAUAAUUUCCGAGUUACACCGUGGACCAAAUACCAAGGUGAAACUUGGUAUUGAUACUAAUACAGGUGGCAAUGUGGUCAUCAAGAUAGUCCCACGACAUGGGCCGUCUAAGAGGGCAAAUAGAACAACCUGCACUGAGAUCACCGCUCUGGAACGUAUCAAUCAUCCGAACAUCGUCACACUUUUGGAGACAAUUGACGAUCGGACUUUCGACAAGAUAUAUCUUGUACUUGAAUACAUGGAGCUUGGCGAUAUUCCAUGGCGCAGAGAGUGUUGCGAAUUACAAAGACUAAUGGCUGACCUGGAGGACCAUAUGCCACAGCCGCCUCACAUGGAGUGCAGCUGUGGGACGGCAAGUUGGUUUCAAAGUUGUGCUAGCAGGCCAUUAGAGCGUGAGAAUUCAGCACAAAGAAACAUGACAAACACCAAUGAGUGGGUAGCUAAGCGUCCGCCAUUGACGUCUCUAUCUAAUGCUACUCUCUGGUUUGACAACGUCCCACAUGACCCUGAUGAACCGAACAAAGGGAAAGGUGGUGCUACCCAGUGCCCCUGUAGUGGAAAUAUAUUGUGCUUGCCGAAGUUUGCAGGCGCGAUGGAGGAACGACACUUUUAUGUGCCAUGCCUAACUUUCGAUCAAAUUCGAGACAUUUUGCGCGGCACUUUGCACGGCCUCGUGUACCUUCACAGCAAUGGUAUCUAUCAUCGAGAUAUUAAACCGGCUAAUCUGUUGUUGAGCAAAGAAUUCCACGUCAAGAUUGCUGAUUUUGAUAUUUCAUACAUUCAUCCAAACCUGGACAGACUGAUUGACGAAGAAGGGCAUGGGCCGAAACGUGUCGAGCAGAUUAACGACGAUGCAUUGCUCAAAACAGUCGGAACGCCUGCCUUCAUGGCCCCAGAGUUAUGUUACCCAGUAUGUGACGAACCUCUGCCUAUAACGGCCCAGAUUGACGUCUGGUCCCUCGGCGUUACCCUUUACUGUUUUAUCUUUGCAAAACUACCCUUCGUAGCUGAGAAUACAUUCCUGCUGUAUCGCAAAAUUGCAACUGAACAAAUACAUUUGCCUCGCAAGCGCCUAAAGCCUGUCAUGCAGCCUGAACGUUCAAAGCUUUCGUCCGCCUGUCGCUGCUGCAACAGGAACCAGAGCGAAUAUGAGGACGUUGACGAACAAUUGAUCGACUUGGUCAACCGAAUGUUGACGCGGGAUCCGAGACUGCGCAUUAGACCGGAGGAGAUAUUGUCUCAUUCCUGGAUGCUCCAAGGGACGUUGGCACCGGGUGUUGGCUCAUCAGAAGAUGGUACUGGCUUGGUUUCUACGAAGUAA
Molecule: messenger RNA, 1455 nt
Organism: Pochonia chlamydosporia 170
Lineage: Eukaryota; Fungi; Ascomycota; Sordariomycetes; Hypocreales; Clavicipitaceae
Product: CAMKK/META protein kinase
Exons: 2
Coding region: 1-1455 (484 amino acids)
Biological process (GO): protein phosphorylation
Molecular function (GO): ATP binding; protein kinase activity
Source: RefSeq, a predicted model, not a curated record